This is a messenger RNA of Microdochium trichocladiopsis, 1525 nucleotides long. RefSeq names its product putative aminotransferase family protein. The record is from RefSeq and is a predicted model, not a curated record. The coding region runs from base 1 to 1368 and encodes 455 amino acids. The transcript is spliced from 3 exons. NCBI's taxonomy places the organism in Eukaryota, Fungi, Ascomycota, Sordariomycetes, Xylariales, Microdochiaceae.
AUGGCUGCGACCACCACCACCAACACGUCAUCGAGGCCCAGUGGCGGCCCACUGGUCCCCUUUGGCCGCCCGAUGCGGGACCUGUUCCCCUUCUCGGCGGCCUACAACCCGCUGAACCACGGCAGCUACGGCGCGCACCCGACCGCCGUGCGGGCCGCCCACCUGGCGGUCCGGGCGGAGGCCGAGUCGGCGCCGGACCCGUUCAUCGUCUUCAACUUUGCCCCGCGGCUCGUCGCGCAGCGGCAGCUGGCGGCGGACCUGCUCCGGUGCGCGCUCGAGGAGCUCGUGUUCGUGCCCAACGCGACGACGGGGAUCGACACGGUGCUCAAGAACAUCCGCUGGGCCGCGGGGGACGUGAUUGUGUGCUACGACGUCGUGUACGGGUCCGUGGCCAACGGGCUGAGCUGGGUCAAGGAGGUCCACGGCGGCGUCGACGUGCAUGUGCUCAAGGUGUCCUGGCCGAUUGCGGACGACGAGCUCGUGGCGCAGUAUGUCGCCGCCGUCCGGGCGAUCAAUGCGCAGCCCGGAAAGCGCGUGCGGCUGGCCAUCUGUGAUACGAUUGUCAGCAUGCCCGGGAUGAGGAUCCCGUUCGAGAAGCUCGUGCCUGCGCUGAGGGCGGAGGGUGCGCUGGUACUGCUCGACGGGGCGCACGGGAUCGGGCACGUCGAGAUCGACCUGAGCCUUGUCCAGCCAGACUUCUUCGUCACCAACCUGCACAAGUGGCUGUUUGUGCCGAGGGGGUGUGCGGCGUUUGUGGUGCGCAAGGAGUUGCAGGCCCUGAUCAGGACGACGCUGCCGACUAGCCAUGGGUUCCAGCCUGUGAAGCCCCUCGAGGAAGGCAAGAUCAGGGAGGAUGCGUACGCUGACAUGUUUGCGUUCACUGGUAAGAAUGUCGCCUCGUCUGAGGUUAACUCGUCUGGUGUAGGCACGGCGGACUCGACGAACUGGUUGACUGUGGACGCCGCCGUCAAGUUCCGCAACGAGACAUGCGGAGGGGAAGCUGUUAUCCGGGAGUACACAUCCGCCAUUGCUCAGCGUGCGGCCGUAAUCGUGGCAGACAUGUUUGGCACCGAGAUCCUCGACCACCCAGGGUCGUGCAUGCGCAAAUGCAACUUUGCCAACGUGCGACUACCCCUGGACUAUGCAGCGUUCGAAAUCCCAGACACGGUCGUCUACUGGAUCAAGAAGACCGCAGUCGAGGAGAGCGGCGUGUAUUUCCAGCUCGUCGGCUUCCAAGGGGCGUUCUACUGGAGGAUCAGUGGUAUGAUCUAUCUAGAGGAGGAUGAUUAUCGAAAAGGAGCUGAAGUGCUGCAGAAGCUGUGCGCCAGAGUUGAGAAGGGCGAACAUUUGAAGCAAGCGAGCUCGUAGAGGAUGACCAAUAGACCAUGUCCAGUGAAUAGCUCAGUAGGAGCAUCUUGAUUUCCAUAAAUUCUUGUCAAUAGCGUUCUCGGUGUCAAAAGAUGCAGCUUGCGUGAAUGCGGCUUGGUCCUUUAUUUGUAUAUGUACAAUAUCUUCUGGUCUUUGG